Hypanus sabinus (Atlantic stingray) is the source of this 4324-nucleotide messenger RNA. It is a transcript of the gene ddx11, whose product is annotated as DEAD/H (Asp-Glu-Ala-Asp/His) box helicase 11. Gene Ontology annotation, molecular function: DNA helicase activity; hydrolase activity, acting on acid anhydrides, in phosphorus-containing anhydrides; DNA binding. Gene Ontology annotation, cellular component: nucleus. The record is from RefSeq and is a predicted model, not a curated record. The transcript has 27 exons. Lineage: Eukaryota; Metazoa; Chordata; Chondrichthyes; Myliobatiformes; Dasyatidae. Bases 164 to 2881 code for a protein of 905 amino acids. Gene Ontology annotation, biological process: nucleobase-containing compound metabolic process; establishment of sister chromatid cohesion.
UCUCAGGCUGGUGUGCGGCUGGGUGUCCAGCACCACGUUUGACUCCCGCUGUCCUGAUGGCCUGGGAGCUGGGUCGGUCCGACCGCUGCUAAUUGACGCAGUGGGCUCCCGGCGACAGCGAGCGUGCUCCGGAGCCGCAGUCCUGCAGGGCUGUGCAGCGGUUAUGGCUGAGGGGACGAGUCAAACUUCCUCAAAGUUCCUGUUUCCCUUCAAGCCUUACUCCAUCCAGGAAGAAUUCAUGACUGCACUGUACAAUGUGCUUGAAGAAGGGAAGAUUGGAAUAUUUGAGAGCCCUACUGGGACGGGGAAGUCACUCAGUCUCAUCUGUGGAGCACUCACUUGGCUCAAAGACUUUGAAGAGAAAAAGAAACGGGAAGCAGCUGAGCUUUUGGAAGAUCGACUUCCACAGCAGAGGCAGUCUCAAGAUCUCCAGGCUUCCACCAAGAAGUUGGAAGCCAAGGCCUUGGAGGGUGAAUUGGACUGGAUUACCGAAUUUGUGCAGAAGAAGGCUGAACGUGACCUAGUUGAUAAAUUAAAGGAUGAAGAAUUAAGAAGAAAGAAAAGAGAGGAACGAUUGGAGCAAAUGCGUAACAAUGUGCAGCAUAAAUAUGCCUUAAAACGCAAGAGGGAUGCUGAUGACACUGAACACCUCAUUCAGAUGAGUAAAGAAAUGAUGACUUCUGAACAGGCAUCCAACACUGAUGCUCUGGACAAAGAGGACGAGGGCUUCAUUCUGGCAGAUUAUGAGAGCGACGAUGAAAAAAAAUCUAAGGAUCCAGGCCUGUCUGACGAGGAUGACUUGGAGGAAGAACAUGUGACUAAGAUCUAUUACUGCAGUCGCACACAUUCCCAACUCACUCAGUUCAUACACGAAGUUAAGAAAAGUCCUUUUGGUAAAGAGACUAGGCUUGUGUCACUUGGGUCUCGACAGAACCUGUGUGUAAAUGAGGAGGUGAGAUCUCUGAAGUCAGUCCAGUUGAUCAAUGAUCGAUGCUUGGAAAUGCAGAAGAACAAACGUGCUGACAGAAAAGGCAGCGAAGAUGCACAGGAGGCCCCAAAACGGAAGCGCAAGAGCCGAGUGACCUGCCCAUUCUAUAGCCACGAGCAGAUGCAGUUCCUGCGUGAUGAGGUGCUGGUGGAGGUGAAGGACAUAGAACAGUUGGUGUCUCUGGGAAAGGAGAUGAAAGCGUGCCCAUAUUAUGCCAGCCGCUAUGCAAUUCCACCAGCACAGUUGGUGGUGAUGCCCUACCAAACGCUGCUUCACAGCUCGACCAGGCAGGCAUCUGGCAUUAAACUGAAGGGACAGGUACUGGUGAUUGAUGAAGCACAUAACUUGAUUGAUACCAUCACUGCCAUUCACAGCUACAAGGUGACUGGGUCACAGUUGUGCUGUGCUCAUUCCCAACUCUCUCAGUACCUGGAGCGUUACAGAAGCAGACUGAAAGCUAAAAACUUGAUGUACAUCAAGCAGAUCCUUUAUAUCCUUGUUAAUCUACUUCAGGUUUUAGGAGGUAAAGUUGGACAAAAUCCUAACAUGCAGAAGAUUAGUCAGGAAGGCACUGAGCUACGAUCUAUCAAUGAUUUUCUUUUUCGUGCUCAGUUUGACAACAUCAACCUCUUCAAAGUACAGCGUUACUAUACAAAGAGUAUGCUCAGUCAAAAGCUGUUCGGGUUUGUAGAGAAGUACCAGGAUUCAGCUUUAAAACCAGUCAAUGCACAAAAUCAGACAGCUGCUCUUGCGAAUUUUCUUCAGAGUCUUAAUGAGAAAUCCAGUGGUCAAGUUAAACUUCAUGAGCAGGAGGAGUCCCUGGAGAAGGAGCAGCCUCUCAUGGCAUCACCAAUGAUGCACAUUGAAGGGUUUCUCUUUGCUCUUACCAGCACCAACAAGGAUGGACGAGUCGUCAUUCAGAAACAAGGUACGGUAUCUCAGAGCAGCCUGAAGUUCCUGCUGCUGAACCCAGCCGUCCACUUUGCUGAGAUAGUGAAGGAGAGUCGAGCAGUGGUCAUCGCUGGAGGCACAAUGCAACCGGUGGCAGAAUUCAAAGACCAGCUCCUGUUCACUUCGGGUGUGUCUGCAGACAGACUGGUGGAAUUUUCCUGUGGUCAUGUAAUUCCACCAGAAAAUAUUUUGCCCAUCAUCCUCUGUAGUGGUCCAUCAGGGCAGCAGCUUGAAUUCACCUUUCAGAAGAGGGACAAACCACAACUGCUGGAUGAAUGCGGUCGGGUGCUAGUCAAUUUAUGUAAGGUGGUCCCAGGUGGUAUUGUAUGCUUCUUUCCAUCAUACGAGUAUGAAAAUCUUGUGUACAAACACUGGGAAAAGACUGGUCUGUUGGUGCAAUUAGAAGCCAAAAAGAAGAUUUUCCAGGAGCCCAGAAAAGCCAGUAUGGUGGAGCAUGUGCUUUUUGAGUACUCCAGGUGUAUCCAGCACUCAAAGCAAACAGCAGGCCCAAUCACAGGGGCUCUACUGCUCUCUGUCGUUGGGGGAAAGAUGAGCGAAGGCAUCAACUUUUCCGAUGAUCUCGGCAGGUGUGUGGUAAUGGUUGGAAUGCCAUUUCCCAAUGUGAACUCACCAGAGCUGCAAGAAAGGAUGGCGUACCUGGAUAAGACCAUGACAAAAAGUGAUGGGAAGAGUCCAGGAAAAGUAUUAUUGGAAAACCUGUGCAUGAAAGCUGUCAACCAGUCCAUAGGGCGAGCGAUCCGCCAUCGUGAGGACUAUGCUAAUAUUAUGCUCUUGGAUCAUCGCUAUACCCAACCGAGAAUUCUUAGCAAGUUGCCAGGUUGGAUCAGAGGGCGAACACGGACUGAAGUUUCAUUUGGACCUGCCCUUGGAGCUAUUGGAAAGUUUUUCAGGAAUAGGAAGUCCCUUGGAGAUGCUAUGUGAAUGGCAGGACCGUCACUGGAAAGGGAGAUGCUUGUGUUAACUACAACUGAUUCAUCCUACUUGGCUAGUUACAUAUCCCUUCCCCAGUUGUAUGACAGUUAUACAAAAUUGAUUCUUAUCCUUUCCAUUUUGCUUGUCACUUUUCUUCAGUUAUUUGAUAGGUAUUACGUGCUUUUAAGCACUUGUGAAUUAAAUAUUUAUAUUCUCUUUUGCUGAAACAAAUCAUGUAAUAAAUAAUUUAAAGAUUGCCUGUGUUCCAGAACCUGCUGUACUUUGAGCCAAGCUGCUUCAGUAUUGUUACAACAUUGGCAUAUACACAUCAAUGUGGAGAGCCUCUGAUCUACACCUCAUCUGCAAAAGGACAUAAAUCAACCCGGCUAAUUACAUUCAAAGAGAUGGAAAUAGUCAUUGACAAUGCCUGCAAGUGAUAUUUGUGUUUUAGAACAGUACUGACCCUUUGGCCCACAAUAUGCUAACCCUUUCCUCCCAUAUAACCCUCCAUUUUUUUAAUAAUUUGUGUGCCUAUAAAUCCUCCUAAAUGUGACUAAUGGAUCUGCAUUUUCCCCCGCCCCUGACAACACGUACCACUAUAUAUGUGGGGUAAGGGAACUUGCCUCUGACAUCUCAUAAAAUUAUGCCCCCUUGGUUUAGCCAUUUCCACCAUGGAAAAAUGUCUCUGGCUGUCCAGGGUGUCAUUGUGAAGUUAUAUUGCCACAGGGCAGAGUUGUAUGGUGAGGCCGGUUUAUCUGUGAUGUUUAUCUUAAUGAUGUUGAGUACCUAAUUUCAUUUACUUCAGUGAAUAAGCUUAUGAUAGCUUCAGACUUGCCCUCUGAACAUGUGCAGACAAAAAACGUAUCCACUUUUUGCAGCAAGAGCACAGGUUUGGGUGACCUUGGUUCUGGAAUGUUAUGCACUUGAACAGAAAAUCAAGAAGUAGUGGAUAUGGCCCAGUCCAUCACGGGUAAAGCCCUCCCCACUAUCGAGCACAUCUAAACGGAGUGUUGUCCAUCAUCAGGGACCCCUCCACCCAGCUCGUGCUCUUCUCGCUACAGCCAUCAGGAAGAAGGUACUGGAACCUCAGGACUUGCACCACCAGGUUCAGGAAUGGUUACUACCCUCAACCAUCAGGCUCUUUAACCACCGUGGGUAACUUAAUUUGCCUCAUCACUGAAACAUUCCCACAACCAAUGGGCUCAUUUUGAAGGACCCUAUCUCAUGUUAUUAAUAUUUAUUGCUUAUUUAUUAUUAUUUCAUUCUUUCUGUAUUUUCAGUUUCUUGUCCUUUGCACACUGGUUGUAGCCCAGUUGGGGUGGUUUGUCAAUGAUUCUGUUAUGGUUAUUAUUCAUUAUGGAUUUAUUGAGUAUGCUCACAAGAAAAUGAAUCUCAGGGUUGUAUAUAGUGACAUAUAUGUACUUUGAUAAUAAAUUUAUUUUAACUAUUGCA